Sorex fumeus (smoky shrew) is the source of this 2054-nucleotide messenger RNA. It is a transcript of the gene ACTR8, whose product is annotated as actin related protein 8. The coding region runs from base 47 to 1921 and encodes 624 amino acids. The record is from RefSeq and is a predicted model, not a curated record. The transcript is spliced from 13 exons. NCBI's taxonomy places the organism in Eukaryota, Metazoa, Chordata, Mammalia, Eulipotyphla, Soricidae. Gene Ontology annotation, cellular component: Ino80 complex. Gene Ontology annotation, biological process: double-strand break repair; regulation of DNA-templated transcription.
CGUGACCCUAAUUAGAGGCGAGGGUCGGUGGCCUGCGGCGGCCGCCAUGACCCAGGCGGAAAAAGGGGAUGCGGAGAACGGGAAGGAGAAGGGCGGGGAGAAGGAGAAGGAGCAGCGCGGCGUGAAGCGGCCCAUCGUGCCCGCGCUGGUGCCAGAGUCGCUGCAGGAGCAAAUCCAGAGCAACUUCAUAGUUGUGAUACAUCCAGGUUCAACGACUCUGAGGAUCGGGCGAGCCACAGACACACUUCCUGCCAGCGUCCCACAUGUCAUUGCGAGAAGACACAAGCAGCAAGGGCAGCCUCUGUACAAGGACAACUGGCUCCUGAGGGAGGGACUAAAUAAACCUGAAAGUAAUGAACAGCGGCAAAAUGGCCUUAAGAUGGUGGAUCAGGCAAUAUGGUCCAAAAAGAUGUCAAAUGGCACAAGACGGAUCCCUGUGUCCCCCGAACAGGCGCGGUCCUACAAUAAACAGAUGCGACCUGCAAUAUUAGAUCACUGUUCCGGAAAUAAGUGGACAAACACAUCUCAUCAUCCUGAAUUUCUGGUAGGAGAAGAGGCCUUGUAUGUCAAUCCACUGGACUGUUACAAUAUUCACUGGCCUAUCAGAAGGGGUCAGCUAAAUAUUCACCCUGGACCUGGGGGCUCCCUUACAGCUGUUCUGGCGGAUAUUGAAGUGAUUUGGUCUCAUGCGAUACAAAAAUACUUGGAAAUUCCACUGAAAGAUUUAAAGUAUUACAGAUGUAUCUUGUUAAUUCCUGAUAUCUAUAAUAAACAGCAUGUGAAAGAAUUAGUAAAUAUGAUCUUAAUGAAGAUGGGUUUUUCAGGGAUUGUGGUCCACCAGGAAUCUGUGUGUGCUACCUUUGGAAGUGGCUUAAGCAGCACGUGUAUUGUGGACGUUGGGGACCAGAAGACAAGCGUCUGCUGUGUGGAAGAUGGGGUUUCUCAUCGGAACACUCGGCUCUGCCUGGCUUAUGGAGGAUCUGAUGUGUCAAGAUGUUUCUACUGGCUGAUGCAGCGAGCUGGGUUCCCUUACAGAGAAUGCCAGCUAACAAACAAAAUGGAUUGCCUUCUACUGCAGCACCUUAAAGAAACUUUUUGCCACUUAGAUCAGGACAUCUCUGGGCUUCAAGACCACGAGUUUCAGAUUCGACAUCCAGAUUCCCCGGCCCUACUUUACCAGUUUCGAUUAGGAGAUGAAAAACUCCAGGCUCCCAUGGCUCUGUUUUACCCGGCAACAUUUGGCAUCGUCGGACAGAAAAUGACGACUUUGCAGCACAGAUCCCAGGGUGACCCCGAGGACCCACACGAUGAGCACUACCUGCUGGCCACACAGAGCAAGCAAGAGCAGUCUGCAAAAGCUACUGCUGACCGAAAAUCUGCCUCCAAACCAAUUGGAUUCGAAGGGGAUCUCCGUGGUCAGUCCUCUGAUCUUCCAGAGAGACUCCAUCCCCAGGAAGUGGAUUUGGGAGCAUCCCAGGGCGACUGCCUCAUGGCUGGGAAUGACUCUGAGGAAGCCCUCACUGCACUCAUGUCCCGGAAAACUGCCAUCUCACUGUUUGAAGGCAAAGCCCUGGGCCUGGAUAAAGCCAUCCUUCACAGCAUAGACUGCUGCUCAUCUGAUGAUACCAAAAAGAAGAUGUACAGCUCCAUCCUUGUGGUGGGAGGCGGUUUGAUGUUUCAUAAAGCCCAAGAAUUUCUGCAGCAUAGAAUUCUCAACAAAAUGCCACCUUCAUUUAGGAGAAUUAUUGAAAAUGUGGACGUGAUCACAAGGCCCAAGGACAUGGAUCCCCGGCUGAUUGCAUGGAAAGGAGGGGCAGUGUUGGCCUGUCUGGAUACAACCCAGGAACUAUGGAUUUACCAGCGAGAAUGGCAGCGCUUUGGGGUCCGCAUGUUGCGGGAGCGAGCCGCUUUUGUCUGGUAAAAUGAUCAGAAAAAGCCACUGUUGAGACCAAAGACGCCUCUUGAUAUAUAAAAACUUUUAUAGAACAUGGUUUUUAAUUUAUUGGUUUAUGUGCUAAAAUUCAUGAAAAGAAAUAAAUAAAAUUUAACUUUUA